AUGGUAGCUCAAACACUUGAUUUUUAUUCCGUUUUGGGUAUUAAAAAAAAUGCAAAUGAUACAGAAAUUAAAAAAGCAUUUUAUAAAAAAGCAAGAGAAUGGCAUCCGGAUAAAAAUUCACAACCGUGUGCUGAAGAAAAAUUUAAAGAAGUAAAUAAAGCUUAUGAAACAUUGAGUGAUGCUAAUAAACGACGAACAUAUGAUUUACAACAAACAGAUGCCACAAGUACAAAAACAUCAACAACAACAAAAUCUACUCCAACACAACAACAACAAAAAUCAUCAAAUAGUGAUUUUCAAACAACAUUUACAUCAUCAUUUCAUCAUUCGGGUGAACCACAUUUUACAUUUUCAACAACAACAAAUGGAAAUAAUAAUGGACGAUUUCCUUUUCAUCGAAUGGAUGAUGAUAAUCUAUUUUCAAGACAUUCACGAUUUCCUUAUUCAUUUUUUGAUUCAUUUGGUACAUCAAUGAACGAUGAUUUUUUCUUUAAUUUUUCGGAUGAACACAAUACAGAUGAUGAUGAGGAUAGUGAUGAUGAUCAUCAUAAUUCAACAAUAAAUUCGGAUGAAUUUGAUUUUAAUUUAAGAAAUGAACGAAGAAAAAUGCCCCAUCAACAAUCAAGACGUACACAUCGAAAUCGAUCCAAAUGGGGUAAUAGUUGGGGGUUAGUAUUUGAAUACUGA
Molecule: messenger RNA, 687 nt
Organism: Didymodactylos carnosus
Lineage: Eukaryota; Metazoa; Rotifera; Eurotatoria; Philodinida; Philodinidae
Source: the annotation of a GenBank genome assembly